Molecule: messenger RNA, 1252 nt
Organism: Sesamum indicum (sesame)
Lineage: Eukaryota; Viridiplantae; Streptophyta; Magnoliopsida; Lamiales; Pedaliaceae
Product: cytochrome c-type biogenesis protein CcmE homolog, mitochondrial
Biological process (GO): protein-heme linkage; cytochrome complex assembly
Cellular component (GO): plasma membrane
Molecular function (GO): heme binding
Source: RefSeq, a predicted model, not a curated record
AACGAAUGUCCGAGAAAUGUUAUAUCGUCUCGUGGGUAUGUCAAAGGUGGAGGGUGUUGCAUGGUUGAAACUCCGUUAAACCCUUCUAGAUUCUCCCCACGCCUCUCUUUCCUCCAAUGGCCUCUACAUUCUCCUUGUCCUAUAUUCGCCGCCGCCUCCUCCUCCGCCAUCACUUCAACACCGCUAGCGCCACCCUAAUUGUACCCAAGCUUCACCCUUUUACCCAGCCCCACUUAAAUUCUUACCGAUCUCCCAUCUUUAACCACCCCCAACACCCCUUUCUCCGUUUCCUUUCGACCCGGUCCAUCCGACCGACCCGACCUAACAAGCCCGACAUUGGGGCUCGAGCCCGGCAGCUCCAGACCCGCCGCCUUUGGACCUACGCCCUAACCUUCAGCUGCAUCGCCGGAUUCAUAAUCAUAGUCCUUAACCAAUUCCAAGAUCAAUUAGUGUUCUAUAUCACCCCCACGGAUGCCCUAGAGAAGUACUACUCCAAUCCUACAAAAUCCAAGUUCCGCCUCGGUGGCCUCGUCCUUGAGAACAGCGUUGCCCAAAUUCCUUCUUCCCCGGAAAUUCAGUUCGUGAUCACCGACUUGAUCACGGAUAUUUUGGUCAAGUACGAGGGCAGUUUGCCCGAUCUCUUCCGCGAGGGGCAUUCCGUGGUCGUUGAGGGGUUCAUUAAGCCGGUGGAUGAGGAAAUUCGGAAGAAUGAGGAGGUCAUGUUGAGGAAUAGUAGUAAAUUGGGGAUUUCUGAGAAGGCGAGGAAUUUGGACUGCUAUUUUGCUGCAACGGAGGUCUUGGCGAAGCAUGAUGAGAAGUAUAUGCCUGCUGAGGUUGCCACUGCAAUCGAGAAAAACAAGAAGUUGAUUGAAGAGAAGGAGAAGAAGGGGGAGGAAGCAUUGAUCAACGCUACUUCCAGCGAUAGUGCCAGGCCGGUGAAGGUGUGAUUUUGUAUGUUUCCAAAUCCUUUUUCUUGGGUUUGAAUCAGAUCAGUAAUCAGUAUGAUUCUUAUACUCAUGAAGAAUUUGAUUUUUAUAACAAUUGUUAUAACUUAUCAGUGCAAAUGAGGGGUGGAUGAUGAGAGGGAGACUGGUUUAGGCGAUUUUGUUGUUGUUGUUGUGAGAUAUUGAAUGACGGGUUCUAAUUGAAAAAUUGUUGUAACAGUGCCCCGGGAAUGAAUGGGGUUUCUUGGAUUACUGGUUUUAAGAGAAGUAAUAAUAAAUUGCAGUUAUGUUUGUUGUCCCUUAUAGAA